Molecule: messenger RNA, 1408 nt
Organism: Anopheles gambiae (African malaria mosquito)
Lineage: Eukaryota; Metazoa; Arthropoda; Insecta; Diptera; Culicidae
Exons: 2
Coding region: 112-915 (267 amino acids)
Source: RefSeq, a predicted model, not a curated record
UUAACAGUGCGGUUGACCGUAUCUAAACUAAUUUCCUGUUUUGAGUUGAGAUAUAAGCUCAACAUCAAGGCUGGCAUUCGAUACAUUUGAGCAAAGUUAUAAUUUAGCGAGAUGUUUUCAUUCAAAGGACGUCAUUUGUAUGCGUUAGGAUUGAUACUGUGCACAUUGGAGCUGCAGUACAUCACAGCAAUUACACCACAAUCGCUGCACCAACUAUCACCAAUCAUCGAACAGAAGCAACCACCACCACCAGCACCAUCAUCUGUAAUUCGGCAAUCCAUCGACACCAAAGCGAAACUGGUAGGCAUUAAUCGUGCCCUGCACGAACGGCUACAGCAGACCCGCGCCAAUCUGCGCCCCUUACAAGCACGAGCCGCACAGUUACAGCACCGCUUCGACGAGUACCAGCGUACCGCCGGCGCACGGCGACCGCCGUCAUCCGGGCUUGCUGCCAGGGGGGCUCGCACCGAGCGCAAUCAACUGCUCCAGGAAGCCCAUCGACUUCGGGCCGCUGUCGAACGAAAGUUACAGGGCUUCGGUACGCUGGACCAGCGCUACCGAAGCAUGCGAACGUUACUCGAGCCGAAAACGAAGAGCGCUGGACUGCCCCGGGCAUGGCUCGAUCGGGAUACCGAGCGGCAGAUGGAGUUGAACGAGCGCAUCUACAAGAACAUCAUCGACCUGCUAGUGCACCUGAUCGAGUGUCCGGUUAACAUCAUACACGACGUAAUGGGGCACGACGUGCCAGCAGAUGGCCCAACAACCACCACCGCCGGACCACCGCUCCCGUCUGAUAGUGCGCAAGAGGUUGAGGAGGGAACCGAUACGGACGGCAACACGCUUUACGACGAGCCCGUCGAGCUGAACGCGGAUAUCGAUGAUACCGUGCCGUGGUUGGAGGAGUUUCAUUACUAACCCCUCGACGGCACACGAACACGGCGCUGGUUCCGGGAACGCCAACGGUGCUGUGACUGGAAUCAAACCACCCGUCGAAACGGUGGUUGUUGGAGGUGGUUCAUCUUGGUUCCAACAGCAGCAGACCACCAUCAAUACGGCGUUCGGAGCGUUCAUUGAUUAUGUUUUUCCACGCAAGGCAAAAUAAUGAUGCAAGAAGUAUCGGGCGACUGUCAGAACAUGCCUCAAUGGAGCAGUGGAUCGUGCAAAUGUGUUUCAAACUGCAAAGGGGUCUUACGUAAAAGGUUAUAAAAUUUGCAAAGAAGAAAAUUGUAUUUGUUACCAUUUCCGAACAUGUGUGCAAGGGUGCUGAAAUAGCUGACACUCAGAUUUAUGGUUGUCGUGCUGCUGCUUACAAUUCCUUUCAAAAGUUUAAAUUUUAACCAGAUUUUUGAGAAUCAGUCCUCCUACAGUAUGCUUUUCAAUAAACUUGUAUCUAAGCGUUCCAUCAUAA